This is a messenger RNA of Coniophora puteana RWD-64-598 SS2, 1798 nucleotides long. Its product is annotated as Diphosphomevalonate decarboxylase. Gene Ontology annotation, molecular function: diphosphomevalonate decarboxylase activity; ATP binding. NCBI's taxonomy places the organism in Eukaryota, Fungi, Basidiomycota, Agaricomycetes, Boletales, Coniophoraceae. Gene Ontology annotation, cellular component: cytosol. The record is from RefSeq and is a predicted model, not a curated record. The coding region runs from base 1 to 1392 and encodes 463 amino acids. The transcript is spliced from 3 exons. Gene Ontology annotation, biological process: isopentenyl diphosphate biosynthetic process, mevalonate pathway; isoprenoid biosynthetic process.
AUGGUCCACCAGGCCACAGUCACCGCACCCGUCAACAUCGCAGUCGUCAAGUACUGGGGCAAACGCGACACAAAGCUCCACCUCCCCACCAACUCCUCCCUCUCCGUCACCCUCGACCAGGACUAUCUCUGCUCAACCACUACAGCCCGCGCAGAUGCCGCAUUCAAGAAAGAGGACGGAUCGCCCGAGGACCGCGACCGUCUCUGGCUGAACGGCAACGAAGAAACCAUCGCAGGCAACGGGCGUUUCGAGCGCUGCAUCUCCGAGAUGCGUGCCCUCCGCACCAAGUACGAGCAGACAAAGCCCGAUGCUACCAAGCUCGCCGACCUCCCCCUGCGCAUCGCCUCACACAACUCCUUCCCCACCGCCGCCGGCCUCGCCUCCUCCGCCUCAGGCUACGCAGCACUCACCGCCGCCCUCGCCGCCCUCUACGAGCUCAACACCUUCCUCCCCUCCUCCCCCGCCCCCGCCCACCUCCCCAUCCCCGCCCUCUCCAAGCUCGCGCGCCAGGGCUCCGGCUCCGCCUGCCGCUCCCUCAUGGGCGGCUUCGUCGCAUGGGACAUGGGCGCCCACGCCGACGGCCGCGACAGCGCCGCGCGCCAGAUCGCCGACGAGGCGCACUGGCCCGAUAUGCACGCGAUCAUCUGCGUCGCGAGCGCCGCGAAGAAGGCCGUGAGCAGCACCGCGGGCAUGCAGGCGACCGUCGCGACCUCGCCCUUGCACGCCGCGCGGUGCGGUGUCCCCGCCCCCGGCGCGCCGGUCGCCGCGUAUGCCUCCGGGCGCGGGCUCGUGGACGGUCCGGGCGGGACGAUGGCGCAGAUGCAGGACGCGAUCAGGCGGAAAGACUUUGAUACGUUCGCGGAGGUGGCGAUGGCCGAGUCGAACCAGUUCCACGCUGUCGCGCUCGACACGCGUCCGCCGAUCCGGUACAUGAACGACACGUCGUGGAACAUCGUCUCCGCGAUCACCGCGUACAACACCCUCGUCGCGCAGCGCACGCGCGGCCAGCGCAAAUACGCCGCCGCGUACACGUUCGACGCGGGCCCGAACGCGGUGGUGUACGCGCUGCAGAGCGACGUGCGCGAGAUCAUCGAGCUUCUGCUCGCGCUGUUUCCGUUCGCGGAGGGCGCGGCGCACGACGCGCGCACGGGCAUGCAGGCGGGCGAGCGCCCGUUCGAGGACCGCCUCGGGGUGUUUGGAGAGGAGGGGUGGGCGGGCCAGGCGGGUGUGCCGGAGGGGUGGAGCGAGGGUGUAGGCCCGUUUGAGCCGGGCGAGGUGAAGCGGCUUAUUCAUACCAAGGUUGGGCCGGGGCCGAGGGUGUAUGAGGGCUUUGGGAGGACGGAUGAGGCGAGGGCGGUGUUGGGUGCGGAUGGGUAUCCCAAGAAGCUGUAAGGGUAUAUGGGGUUUUGGAUAAUUUACUUUAAUGUGCACGAAUAAGGACCUUUUCUUGGCGACGACUAGAAAACACGCCGAUGGUAUCCAUUUGCUAUAAGCACACAGCUCCUAAGCUAUCGACACCCCACGUACAUGCCCAAGUCCAACCGUCGAGCCUGCCUACAGCCAACACAUACCCCACCACCGCGACAACAACCACAAGCCACACCUCCACCCGUGCAAACGACCCCUUGAAUGAGUUUAAGUCUGCCGCACCCUCGACACGAGGGCCCACUAUCUCCUCAGCAUUGGCAUGGGCAAUCACCCGCAUCUCAUCUCCAACCGCCCGCCAAAACACCACCUGCCGCCUCCUCUCUCUCGCCUCCACAUCCGCCGGGUCCUCCGGCACCAUGAGCACGUGCAC